AGCGGGCAGGGGGGUCCGGUUGCUACUGCCGCUGCGCUCUCUCAGCUCGCCGGGAGGCAACGGGGGAGAGGCGAGCGCUGGCCGGCGGCGGCGGCAGCAGCAGUGCUCAGAGCAGGCGGCGGCUGGAGCGAGCGCAGAGGAUUUUAAACUCUCCCAAGUACAAGAAGUUAACUCCAGAAUCAACUUCCCAGGGACUUGCUUCCAGUUCUCAGAUGCGAAGGUAGAAUUAAGAGUUUUUUAAAAUAAAAGCAAAGAAAGAAGAAAAUAGUUUGAAUGGAAGUGUCCAAGAUUCCUUUGUUGUGUGAAUCAUUGAAUCAUUCAAAGUGGGUAAUCACUGAUUCAGACUGUUCAGAGAGGUGAAACAACUUUCAACCUCUAAGAAGAGGUAGUGAAAGAAGAAUUCCUAGAGCCUAACCUGCUUUGGAUUUUCACUCAAAAGGGCAUAGACUAUGGAGUCCUCUCCCGCAAGAAUAAAUCAGCAUGCAUCUGUAGAGUGAAGCUAUCUUUCCAGAAAAAAAAGUUAUUUAAAUAAGCAGCUGAACUGCACACCACAUGCACAGAUUAGGAAAAGAAGAUUUUCUGUUCUCAAUCUGCACAGCAAGAAUGUACUGGAAAAAACAGUAGAAAGCAGCAAUGAAAUAAAGGAUUGUUAUCUAGUGAAUUAUCUUCUCAUCUUCACACACUCCAGCUCAAGCAGUACCUGCAGGUUUGUCAGCCUCUUCCAUUCACAAGUUGAGAUAUUCAUGUCCUGGCCUGGAGUAAUGCAACAUAGUAUUUGUACACCUCAUAGCCUUUGAGGUAUUAACAUGACAACCAGCAGCCGCACGUGUCCAGUACCAACAGUGAACGGACAUAUGAAUCACUAUCCAACAGCCCCAUAUCCAUUACUUUUUCCUCCAGUCAUCGGUGGACUUUCACUUCCUUCCCUUCAUGGACUCCAGGGUAACCCCCCAACUAGGGGAUGCAGCACCCCAUCACCUGCAACCAUCGAAACUCAGAGCACCAGUUCUGAAGAACUUGUCCCAAGCCCACCUUCCCCACUUCCUCCCCCUCGUGUUUACAAGCCCUGUUUUGUCUGUCAGGACAAGUCAUCUGGAUAUCAUUAUGGCGUCAGUGCCUGUGAGGGAUGUAAGGGUUUUUUCCGCAGAAGUAUUCAGAAGAACAUGGUUUACACGUGUCACAGAGAUAAAAACUGCGUUAUUAAUAAAGUCACUAGAAAUCGCUGCCAGUACUGCAGACUACAGAAGUGCUUUGAAGUGGGAAUGUCCAAAGAAUCUGUCAGAAAUGACAGGAACAAAAAGAAGAAAGAGCCUUCAAAGCAAGAGUUUACUGAAAACUAUGAAAUGACAGCAGAGUUGGAUGAUCUCACUGAGAAAAUUCGAAAAGCUCACCAGGAAACCUUCCCCUCUCUCUGCCAGCUGGGGAAAUACACUACGAACUCUAGCGCAGACCAUCGGGUUCGACUGGACCUUGGGCUUUGGGACAAAUUCAGUGAACUUGCUACAAAGUGCAUUAUUAAAAUAGUGGAAUUUGCGAAACGAUUGCCUGGCUUUACAAGUUUGACCAUUGCAGACCAGAUCACCCUGCUUAAAGCAGCCUGCCUGGACAUCUUGAUCCUUAGAAUUUGCACAAGAUACACACCAGAGCAAGACACUAUGACAUUUUCAGAUGGCCUUACCCUAAACCGAACUCAGAUGCACAAUGCUGGAUUUGGUCCGCUAACUGACCUUGUGUUCACAUUUGCCAACCAACUCCUGCCUUUGGAAAUGGAUGACACAGAAACAGGCCUACUUAGUGCCAUCUGCUUAAUUUGUGGAGACCGCCAGGACCUUGAAGAACCAGCAAAAGUGGAUAAGCUACAGGAGCCAUUGCUGGAAGCACUGAAAAUUUAUAUCAGAAAGAGACGACCCAACAAGCCUCACAUGUUUCCAAAGAUCUUAAUGAAAAUCACAGAUCUUCGCAGUAUCAGUGCAAAAGGUGCAGAACGUGUCAUUACAUUGAAAAUGGAAAUCCCUGGAUCAAUGCCACCUCUUAUUCAGGAAAUGUUGGAGAACUCUGAGGGACAUGAACCACUGACACCAAGCUCCAGUGGAAAUACAGCAGAGCACAGUCCUAGCAUCUCACCCAGCUCAGUGGAUAAUAGCAGUGUCAGUCAAUCUCCACUUUUGCAAUAAGACAUUUUACAGCUACUUUAGACAUUCCUAAUACCUUAUGUACAGGGAUGAAAAAAGCAAGAGAAACAUUUUUACUGCUGCUUAGUUUCUGGACUUAAUAUAUAUAUAUUAUAUUAAAACUCAAAAAGGACCAAGAUGUUUUCAUAUGUAUCAGUAUAUUACUCCUUGCUGUUUAAAACUAGAAAAUGUUUGAAACUCUAAAUCAGCCAUUUCAAUCAGCAACAAGAAACUAGUUAAGCUUCUAUUUUCUCUUCUGAACAACCAAGACUGCAUGGUGACAAGACCAAUCUCAAACUUUAAAUUCUGGUUACAUUUCUGAUGACUUUGUACAUACAAAUGUAUGGCUCUACUUUCUAUACUGGAUGUUUGGUGCUUUCCUUUUUUGUCUUGCAUAUCUAAAAGGAUCAGGACAUCAAGUUUAUAAAAAAUGGAGUACUUGUACCUGUCCAGCUAAGAACAUUUAAAAAGACAUUCUGAUUUAGUUAGUGUGAAAAUGUGUCAUUGCUCUUUUUGAUGCCCUCAGUUUGCAUCUCUUAUUCCAUCUCCUUCCCCAUAAAAGUAUUCAAAAAAUCUGCACUAGCAGAAGGGACUUCUGUAUCAGUGUAACUACCAGCUCAGUUAUUCAGAUGUCAUUUGUUCUACUGUUAAUGUCACUUUAAAUUUUAAAAAGUGGUUUAUUACUUGGCUGAUGACAUAUCUACACAUUUUUAAAAAACCUACAUUUUUUUCAGUGAUAGCCUCCAAGGCAGAAACACUUUUCAGUGUUACCAUGUUUUUGUUUACUUGUUCACAAGCCAUUAGGGAAACUUCAUGGGAUAACCAACAGGCUUAUUCACUACUUUUGAACUGGUGAGUCUAGUUUAUUUCCUUAAGAAACUGGGGCCAGGAGUUGGGCUUUCCCAACACACCUGAUGCCAGCGGGCUACCACUAGGACUUCCAAAAUACAUGGGGGAGAGAAUCUGGCUUCUUGACCUUGUUAAAUCACCAUGAAUCAGAGUGAAAACAGUGGUAGAAUGGUUAACUGAUUAAAAAAGUGUCAGUUUCUUAGGUUUCAUUUAAAGCACUAGUGGAUUUUUUUUAUUAUAUAUAUAUAUAUAUUCUAGCAAGUCUGUGAUGUACUUUCACUGGCUCUGUUUGUACAUUGAGAUUGUUUAACAAUGCUUUCUAUGUUCAUAUACUGUUUACCUUUUUCCAUGGAGUCUCCUGGCAAAGAAUAAAAUAUAUUUAUUUUAAAA
Messenger RNA from Chrysemys picta bellii (western painted turtle), 3410 nucleotides. It is a transcript of the gene RARB, whose product is annotated as retinoic acid receptor beta. Gene Ontology annotation, biological process: retinoic acid receptor signaling pathway; cellular response to corticotropin-releasing hormone stimulus; regulation of transcription by RNA polymerase II. Gene Ontology annotation, cellular component: transcription regulator complex; nucleus. Gene Ontology annotation, molecular function: RNA polymerase II cis-regulatory region sequence-specific DNA binding; zinc ion binding; nuclear glucocorticoid receptor binding. Lineage: Eukaryota; Metazoa; Chordata; Testudines; Emydidae. The record is from RefSeq and is a predicted model, not a curated record.